AUGUCCAAGUCUGAACUUAAUCCAAGGACGACACACUACGGAUUUUUUGGUCCGCCCGGCGCGCUCUUCAUCAUCCUCAUCCUUCCCAUCAUUACCUAUGCUCUCUACUUUGGCUGCUCCGAAGAAACUGGGGGAUGCCCACCGACUAUCACCCCUGAUCGUGUCAUUCACGCUGUAUCAAGUCUAGAAUGGUGGAAAGGUCUCUGGGAUACCGAAGCCACCAGCAUCUACCUCGUGUGGUACGCGUUUUGCGUCGUCGCAUGGGCUAUACUACCCGGAGACCAGAUCGAGGGAGUCACUUUACGCAACGGGGAGAAGAAAAAAUAUAAGAUCAAUGCUUUUUCGACUUUCCUACUGGCGUCGGGUAUUGCAAUCGGUAUUAUACUCCAGAACGGUCCUGAAGCGUUCACCUUUUUCUACGAUAAAUGGGUCGGCUUCGUCACUGCAUCUUUCCUGAUGGCGUUUAUUCAAGCCCUUUAUGCAUAUGUUAUGUCAUUCCGCCAAGGCAAGCUUUUGGCCUUGGGUGGAAAUACAGGAAACUUUCUUUAUGAUUUCUUCAUUGGCCGUGAGCUCAACCCUACUAUUGGCUCAUUUGACAUCAAAUCUUUCAAUGAGGUCCGCCCCGGACUUAUACUAUGGACUUUGCUUGACCUUAGCAUGGUCUGUGAACAAGCUGUCCGAAGGGGAGGUUUUGGCAACGUCACGGAUUCUAUGUGGCUCGUCCUGCUUUUCCAAGGUGGGUAUGUUGCGGACUGUCUGUACAACGAGCCUGCCAUUUUUACCACUAUGGAUAUCAUCACCGACGGUUUUGGGUUCAUGCUCUCAGUCCCCAUGGCGUGGGUCCCAUUCACGUACUCCCUUCAAGCAAGAUAUCUUGCGUUCAGGCCGCUUGAACUUGGUCCCUUCUUAACCAUCGCUAUCUUCAUGGUGAAUGCAAUCGGUUACUACAUCUUCCGAGUGGCCAAUAGUGAGAAGAAUGAUUUCCGGAACGGAAGGAACCCAAAAAAUCUCAAAUAUUUUACUACUGCCUCUGGUUCUAAAUUAUUGACUUCUGGAUGGUGGGGUCGUUCUCGGCAUCCUAACUAUUUCGGCGAUCUUCUUAUGGCUUUGGCUUGGUCACUUCCUACAGGGUUCGACACGCCUAUCACAUAUUUCUAUGGCUCGUUUUUCCUGAUCUUGUUGAUCCAUCGCCAAAUCCGGGACGAUGAUAAUUGUAAGAGAAAGUACAACAAGAAGACUGAUUUGGUUUCAGAUACGGGGGAGGACUGGGAAGAAUAUAAGAAAAUGGUUCCCUACCGCAUCAUACCGUAUGUUUACUGA
Desarmillaria tabescens is the source of this 1320-nucleotide messenger RNA. Its product is annotated as ERG4/ERG24 ergosterol biosynthesis protein. Gene Ontology annotation, molecular function: Delta14-sterol reductase activity. Lineage: Eukaryota; Fungi; Basidiomycota; Agaricomycetes; Agaricales; Physalacriaceae. The transcript has 7 exons. The record is from RefSeq and is a predicted model, not a curated record. Gene Ontology annotation, biological process: ergosterol biosynthetic process. Bases 1 to 1320 code for a protein of 439 amino acids. Gene Ontology annotation, cellular component: endoplasmic reticulum membrane.